UCCCUUUUAAUGGCUCAGGGAAGGAACGAGAGAGAUUUCGUUGAACGAGUUCGUCGAUAACGCGGCGGGGUAUCAGUGCGAUCUUAUUGCUUCUAUAAGGGGCGCCUUAAAACACCCCUGAGGCGCGCGCCUGCGAAAUAUCUGAUUCUACCACCUGAAUCGCGUGUGUCCACGUCGUCGUCGUUCAGUCUUGCCUCCACUUCCAUCCGGACGUGUUUUUCAUCUUCGCUAGAAUAGUCUGUCGGGCAGUUACUAGUUCUUCACUUAAGCCUUCAAGAAACCGUUGUUUAUCGAACUUGCGCGAAUACAUUUACUCUUUGGUAACGGCAAAGGAUGAUGUAUUCAUCAUCGGGAGAGCAUCGAGGAUUCAACAGUUUCAGAUUAAAAUAACGACUCUUCCUUCAAAUACGCCUUUUGUCCCUAUUUUAUCUAUUUGAAAUUUAUCUGAACAAUGAAGAAUACAUGAAAGUUAGCCAAACGCUUUUGUGCGGAAUAGCUUUGCGGUUGUCAGGCCCGCUACAUGAAUGCUAAAGAUGGAUCUCCUUCAAAUCUGGAAAGCUCAAGCGAAGAUAAUAAGAACAAAGAAAAGAAUACCGAGAACGAAGAUGAAAAUCCCGGAGAGGAAGUGGUGACAAAGACGGAUGCGACAAAUUGUGAUAUCAAACCCCUCGAAGAGGAACCGGACUGUCCGAAAAAUAAAAAUGAGCCGUCUUUAGAACUGCCUCUAGAACCAACCCUUCACGAGCGAUUCUUGCGUAUCAAGCAAACCGUGAAGGACGCUAUAGCUGCCCAUCAUACUUUUAUGAUUUAUGGCAAGUCACGGGUCAUUCGCGAUUGCAUGUUGAAACGAGGAUGGUGUGAGAAAUUUUAUCGUAGGAACAGCGGUGGUAAUAAAUCACGCGAUCAGCAUUGCAGUGUCGACUCCAGUCCAGUGUUUUUACUGGCUGGGAUCGGCGAUUUGAAAGAUCAGCAAAGCGAACGUCUAUUGAUAUCGAGAAUGCUCGCUAAUCACACCGUCGAUUUCCUAUGGAACACUGGGUCUGACUGGCCAGGAUGGCCUGCUCAAGAUAACAAAACUACUGUGUUCAAUCGAUAUUGUCGCGCUGGCUUUACAUCCAAGGUGGGCUUGUGUUCAAGCGUCAGGCAAAUGCACUGGUAUUAUGAAGCUGGAGUGGCUAAUACGUUGUUUCCGCGUUGCUACAACUUAUGUCAGAGCGAUCAGAUGCACGCCUUCGUCGAAGACUUUCGACUCACAGGCUGCUUGGGUCUUUUAAAAUGGUUAGUGGGCAAGGUCAACGUCGAAGACGAAGACGCCGUGCGUUCUCCAACAGGCACGGUGCCUCUCAAAGCCCUUGACUUUGCGAUUAAAAGAUGUAGCGACUAUAUUAGCGCCCAAUCGCACGAGGAUAUUGAUCAGGAGGCUGAGAGGGUUUGGUCUCACCAGUGGGAUCAAUUUAUUAGCUGGUAUUACCAGAUCAUACGCGGUCAAGCUCUUUUCGUUCGCACCAACGUUCCCUUCAAUAAAUAUAUCCUGGCUUCAAAGCACAUAUUAAAGAAAAUGAGAAAGUAUUGGCCGCAGAUAGACAUGGACGGUAUAAUGAACAUGUGGAUUCUGAAACCUGGGAACAAGAGCCGAGGACGCGGUAUCGUUCUGAUGAAUAAGCUGGAGGACGUGGUAGCGAAAGUAAAUCCAACAGGCAAACCGGACACGCGAUAUGUCGUGCAAAAAUACAUUGAACGGCCGUUUUUGAUUCACAACACUAAAUUCGACAUAAGGCAAUGGUUCAUCGUGACGUGCGCUCAACCUUUAACUUUCUGGAUGUACAGAGAAAGCUACCUCCGCUUUUGUUCGCAAAAGUUCAGCCUGGAUGACUUCCACGAGUCGAUUCAUUUGUGCAAUCACGCGAUUCAAUGCAAAUACAAUAACUGCGACGACAGGGACUCUGCUCUACCUGUAGACAAUAUGUGGGACGCCACAACAUUCAAGGAAUUCCUCAGAACUCAGGGCCACAGUAAUGCAUGGGACGAAUUGAUCUACCCUGGAAUGAAGCAAGGUCUGGUAGGCUCGUUGCUAGCCAAUCAAGAAGUCAUGGAUCGACGAAAAAAUAGUUUCGAACUGUACGGCGCCGACUUUAUGAUCAUGGAUGAUUUUUCUGUAUGGCUGAUCGAGAUCAACAGUCAUCCGGACAUGAGCUACUCCACCAGUGUUACCACGCGAUUGUGCCGACAGGUGAUGGAAGAUACCAUUAAAGUCGUAGUAGACUUUCGAGAAGAUAAGAAUGCGGAUACCGGAGACUUUGAGUUAGCGUAUAAACAGAGAAUGCCAAGCUGCCAGCCGUACUUAGGUGCAGCUCUAUCGCUUCAGGGUACUCGUAUCACCACCUGCGAGAAGAAAUCGAGUGUACAUCAAGAUUCCAAAUCCAGUCUAGUCGCGAGAUCUCCAAUGACGAAGAAGAAGUCGAUAGCGCACAGCAAUAUCGGGCCAGUAAUCGUUGAUCUCAUCGAAGAACUGGAGAUCCAACUCGAUCAAGAGUUGUACUCUUAUUAUAACACAGAUUCACCCAAGUCGAGACCUGCACUUCCGGCGACUGCACCAGCAAAGCCUUCGAAGGCAUCGAUUUCUGAAGAGAAAGCGGAAACCGCGGCAAAGAGUACUUCAGCAGGUACAAUCUCUAUCGACAAGACAAAGUCACCAAUUCCGUCCAGGACUAAUACUCAGAAUCACACUAAAUCUUCGAAUAAUGGAAAAAGACCAUCACAUAAACUGGCACGAAAGUUACGCACAUCCACCGGCACAGCAAGUAGCAAACUGGAUACAUCUCCGAGACAAACGUUGAUCUCAAAGAUCAUGGCUCUUCAGGAGCAAUCGGCGAACGUGACGCCCAAAUCCGAGAAACCGUCGAGGAAGAAUGAGGAGAAGAUUAUCAAAACUGCGAUGCGAGACGCCGUGAAGAAGUACAAAAGAAACGUAACUGUCCGACCGGAAGUACCACCACUGCCGUCUCUACUUGCGCCAAUAGCGAAAGUCACCUCCGUGUCGACGACGAAAAACAAGAGCCGUAGCUUCCCGAAAAGACAGACGCACCAUAAGAAAAAUAAAAUUCUAACGAACAUCUCCGAUAUGUAUGCUGUCGGUUUAAGCCUGACCAAAUAAUCGAAAAGCCCGUCAGUUACUCGUUGCUCGUUAUUUUUCUCUUUACUGUUGAUCAAUUGUUCAAUUCUAUCUACAAGUGAUAUAUAUGUAUACAACUAAUAAAUGUUACGAAUAUACUGCUA
This is a messenger RNA of Solenopsis invicta (red fire ant), 3276 nucleotides long. Its product is annotated as tubulin glycylase 3A. The record is from RefSeq and is a predicted model, not a curated record. Bases 521 to 3154 code for a protein of 877 amino acids. Gene Ontology annotation, molecular function: protein-glycine ligase activity, initiating. The transcript has 14 exons. NCBI's taxonomy places the organism in Eukaryota, Metazoa, Arthropoda, Insecta, Hymenoptera, Formicidae. Gene Ontology annotation, cellular component: cilium. Gene Ontology annotation, biological process: protein polyglycylation; cilium assembly; cilium movement.